Molecule: messenger RNA, 6448 nt
Organism: Musca vetustissima
Lineage: Eukaryota; Metazoa; Arthropoda; Insecta; Diptera; Muscidae
Product: HEAT repeat-containing protein 5B
Exons: 8
Coding region: 23-6448 (2141 amino acids)
Biological process (GO): endocytosis; intracellular protein localization; retrograde transport, endosome to Golgi
Cellular component (GO): Golgi apparatus; endocytic vesicle; membrane
Source: RefSeq, a predicted model, not a curated record
UAAGAGGCAUAUCAAUGACAUUAUGGAGCUUGCCCAUAGUUUAUGCCUAAAUGAAGAUGCCCUCAAACAAUUACCGGAACCGAAACGUUCCGUUUUCAUAUUCGAAUGGUUGAGUUAUUUGGAAAAGACCUUGCUGACCAUAGAUCGCAAUGAGAUUAAGACAAAUCAAAAGAAAUUGGUGCAGCAGCUGACAGCACAAAUCAAUGGUUCGCCUGGGCCACCAACACGCAAACUAUUGGCCAAUUGUUUGGCUACGCUCUUUUCGGUGGGUGAUACAUUCCUGUUGUUCGAUACGGCAAAUGUGUGCAAUGACAUCUUAAAGAAUAAGGAUGAUUCACCUAGUUAUUUGCCCACAAAAUUAGCUGCAAUAUGUGUUUUGGGUUCAAUGUACGAAAAGUUGGGACGCAUGAUGGGUCGUUCAUACGAAGAAACCGUCAGCCUACUCUUGCGCACCCUACGCAACGCUGAAUCACAGGCCCGUAUUGAAAUUAUGAUAACAUUGGAGAAGGUGUGUGCCGGCAUGGGCACCGCAAUUGCAAAUGUCCACAAAGAUAUCUACAAGGCCACCAAACAUUGCCUGACAGAUCGUGUUAUGACCGUCAGGGUAGCAGCCUCCCGUUGUAUUUUAGAAAUGAUACAGCAUGCCCCUUUCCUAUAUCAGACAGAAUUGGAAAAUUUACCAGCAUUGUGUUUCCGUUCAUUCGAUGGUAGUAAUUAUGAAGUUCGCUGUGCCGUGGCCAAGUUAUUGGGCACCCUUUUGGCAUUUACUCAACAACAACAAAAUGACGCGAAUGCAAAGAAACUUUCCGUACAGACAAGUUCCCAGUCGAAGACUGCAAUGCGUACUGUGUCCCUAGAUGAAACUUUAAAUAUUCUAAUGUCUGGAUUUCUAAGAGGUGGUGGUUCAUUUCUUAAGGGUACGGGCGAGAUAAUCAAAGGUAGUUCCAGUGUAAACCGUGAAAUACGUGUGGGUGUUACACAUGCCUAUGUGGUCUUUGUUGAGUACAUGGGUAGUGUUUGGCUUGAACGCAAUCUCACCGUGUUCCUAUCACACAUCCUUGACUUGGUGGCCAAUCCCAAAGCAGCCUCAUCUCAUGUGGAUGCGGUGUACUCGCGCAAAUGUAUUAAUUUCAUUUUACGUUCCGUACUGGGAAAAAUGUUGGGUGAAAAGGCCCAAACCUCGGCGUGUAAGGAGCUGGUCUACAUGAUUGCCAAACAAAUGAAUUCCAUUGAUUUCAAUCCCGAGAAUGCCAAAGAUUCGAAUCAAGAAACCCUCUUCAGUCAACACUUUUUGGUAUGUGCUCUGCAGGAAUUGGGUUCUUUGGUAUUGGGUUUGGGUACAACAGCACAAAAUCUAUUGGCCGAUCAAACACUGAAUGCCAUUGAUACCACCUGUGCCGUAUUGGUACAUCCCAGUGCAGCAGCAAGAUUGGCAUCGGCCUGGUGUUUACGCUGCUUCUGUGUGGCAGUGCCGAGUAUGAUAACACCCUUGAUAGAUCGUUUUGUGGAUGCAUUGGAACAGAUGCGUUCAUCGCCUGAGGCCAUUGCUGGUUAUAGCAGUGCAUUGGCUGCCAUUUUGGGUAGUGUACGUUAUUCUCCGCUGGGCAUACCCCACACUAAGGGUAAAGUGGUAUUUAAUGCUGCUGAGGAGUUGUUACGUUCCGCCUCCCAAAAUAGUCGUAUGUCAUUGAAUCGUACCCAGGCUGGUUGGUUGUUGAUUGGAGCCAUAAUGACUUUGGGUUCACCGGUAGUUAAAGGUUUACUGCCACGCUUACUUCUACUAUGGCGUCAUUCAUUCCCCCGUUCCAAUAAAGAAUUGGAAUCGGAAAAAGCUCGUGGUGAUUCAUUUACCUGGCAAGUUACACUGGAAGGACGUGCCGGUGCAUUGUCGGUAAUGCACAGCUUUUUGGUCAAUUGUCCCGAUUUGAUUAGUGAGGAUAUUACAAAACGUCUGAUGACACCCAUUGAAAGUGCUUUGGCCAUGUUGGUAAACCUUUCUUCAGUAUUAAAAAGUUAUGGCACUCAAUUGAAGGCCCCAGCUGCCAUGGUACGUUUACGUUUGUACGAAACCCUGUCACAGUUACCAGCUAAUGCCAUGGAAUCAUCGUAUACCCAUUUACUGAGAAUGCUCAUAUCGGAAUUCACAUUGGCCGAAAAUCCAGCAAAUACAACAAAUUCUCAACUGCGAAAUCUAUGCCAUGCUGAAGAUUCUGUCAUUUUGGGUACAUGGCUGCAAGAAACGGAUCAUCGUAUUAUAGAAGAUCAGAUGGAACCGAAUCGUAGAUGGGAUGGUGAUCAUUUACAACCAAAUAGUGCAGCAGGUUCGGGUGCCUUGGAACAUGAUCCAUGUUGUUUAUAUCGUGCCACCGUUAACCACACUUCAACGAUAACAACAAAUGGUGCCUAUGGCUAUAAGGCAGAUCAAUGCCCAGGACCCCUACCCCUGGGUGUGGCCAUUAUCGACAUGUCCAUCGCCUUGUUUGGUCUGAUAUUUCCCAAAGUUGCUAAUAAACAUCGUCUACAGAUGCUGGAUCAUUUUGCCGAAUGCAUUAAACAGGCCAAGAGUAGCCGCCAAGAAGCUGUCCAAAUGAAUAUCUAUACAGCCCUGUUGUGCGGCCUUAAAGUGUUGACCGACAGUAAAUCUGGCAUUGGCCAAGAAGAUGUACGCAAAAGUUUCACCAAUUUGGUAACAACUGGUCUAAUUAGUUCAAAUUCAAUGUUGCGUUGUGCUUCAGCUGAGGCUUUGGGUCGUUUAGCCCAAGUAGUGGGAGAAUCUCGUUUUACUGCGGAAUUGGCACAAAUUUCAUUUGAUAAAUUAAAAUCGGCACGGGAUGUGGUAACACGUACGGGACACUCACUGUCAUUAGGUUGUCUACAUCGUUAUGUUGGUGGUAUGGGUUCAUCGCAGCAUUUGAAUACCAGUGUUUCGAUAUUAUUGGCUUUGGCCCAGGAUAUCUCAUCACCGGUCGUACAACUAUGGGCUUUACACGCCUUGGCAUUGAUAGCCGAUUCUGGGGGACCCAUGUUCCGUAGCUAUGUGGAAGGCACAUUGACUUUGUGUCUCAAGCUGUUGCUAAAUGUGCCACAAUCCUAUGUGGAUGUACAUCAAUGUAUUGGCCGGGUUUUGAAUGCUUUAAUUACCACAAUGGGUCCAGAGUUACAGGGCAAUGCUCAGGCCAUUGUUAAAAUGCGUCAAUCAUUCCUUUGUGCUGCCUCAGUUAUGCAUAACCAUACCGAUCCUUUGGUACAAGCCGAAGCAACUGGCUGUAUACAACAGGUCCAUCUUUUUGCCCCCGGCAGUGUCCAUCUGCCCUCAUUGGUCCCAACCCUGGUACGCAAUCUCUGCUCCAAUUAUUUGACCCAACGCAAGGCAGCCAUAUCUUGCCUAAGACAAUUGGCCCAUCGUGAGGCCAAAGAAGUUUGCGACUUGGCUUUAUCCAUUAAACCCGAUGAUUGUCCAAAACUAGUCAUUACCGAAUUUGGUCUUCCCGGUAUAAUUUUUGCAAUGUUAGAUUCUGAAACGGACAUUGAAAUGUUGAAGAACAUUCAUGACACGCUGACCUCCAUGCUGCAGUUAAUGGCUGCUGAAAAUCUCAGCUCAUGGCUAAGUUUGUGUAAAAAUGUCUUAACUGUGGCCGUUGAAAAUUCCCCGUUGCCCGAUGAUAUAGCUUUGUCUUCCAAGGCUGAUGGUGGUAAUACAAAAUCAGCCGGCUCCGGUGCGGCAAGUGGUGGUAACAAUGCAGCCGCUGCCAAUAAAGAUGUUGAUGAUGAUGACGACGAUGAAGAUGAUGCCGACGAUGUUACAGAAUAUCAUGCUUCAGAUAAUGCCUCCACACAUCCGGCAGUGCAACCACGUUGGACAACACGAGUAUUUGCCGCCCAGUCUGUGCGUAAAAUAAUGUCAGCAUGUGAAUCAGAUUCACCGAUACAUUUUGAUUUGUUGCAAGCCAAGGAAAUGCAAAUGACCAAAUCAAGUGGAGAUUAUUUAAUUCUGCACCUGUCAGAGCUGAUACGUAUGUCAUUUAUAGCAGCCACUUCGGAUUCGGAUCAGUUACGUUUGGAGGGUUUAAGAACCCUACAGGAGAUCAUUGAUCGUUUUGCAAAUGUUCCCGAACCGGAGUUUCCUGGACAUCUGCUAUUAGAACAAUUUCAGGCGCAGGUUGGAGCAGCAUUACGACCAGCAUUUGCCCCAGAUACACCAUCACAUGUCACAGCAGCUGCUUGUGAAGUAUGUUCCGCCUGGAUUGGAUCGGGUGUUGCUCGCGAUCUCAAUGAUUUGCGCAGAGUUCAUCAACUAUUAGUAUCCUCUCUCAACAAGUUGCACACCAAAACGAAUAGUACCCAAUUAUUUAAUGAAUCCAUGACAACAUUGGAAAAACUAAGCAUUUUGAAAGCCUGGGCAGAAGUCUAUAUUGUUGCCAUGAUAUCCAAUGGUUCAUCACCGGCAGCAUUGUUACAAAAACAAUUGACAAUUUCAAAUGUUGUGCCCACAUUAACCAUUGACGACGAAGAUGCCAUGGGCUUCGAUAAGAACUGUGAAAGCCUGUUGUCGCUUGUGAAGCCCGAAUUGGAUAACCUCUCAACCCAUUGGUUGGCUGCUAUGAAAGAUCAUGCUUUAUUGCUAUUGCCACCAGAAUUCCAAAGUCAAUUACCACAUGAUGGUGGAGCAUUUUAUACCCCCGAUACCAUUAACUCCUCGAAGCCUCAUUAUCUGGCAUCAUGGCCACCAAUAUUAUAUGCCGCAUCCCUAUGGCUAAAGGAUGAAGGAUUCCAAUUGCAUUUAGAAACCAAUACUCAAAAUUCCACAGAAACGGAUAAUUCCGAUAGCUCUACAUAUGAAACAAACAACAACAUAUCGCAUGGCUCAUUGUCGGCAGAUCGUUUUCAUAUGAUUUUUGGCAUAUGUAUGGAGGCAUUGUGUAGUGCACGAACCUCAGAGAAACCCAAAAAUGUCAUCAGCUGUCUACAAUCGAUGUAUACGAUAUUCGAUUCCAAAUGGGCACGCCGGCAAUUGGUCAAGGAUAAAGUUUUAACCAUUGAACUGUGCAAUGUUCUACACCGCCAGAUUCUAACCAGUGAUGAUUUGUUUGUCCAGCUGCUGUGUAUUGAAAUACUCAAGCAAUCUGUUAGGGCUUCCAAGGAGCAAUUGGAUGAACGUCGCGAUGAAUUUUUGGAACAAAACAAAAACAACGAGAACACCGACAACAUUUCUCUGCAAGAACAAAUUGAUCAAAUGGGCGAGGGUGGGGCGUCGGGUGAAAUAACCCCCGGUUCUUCUCACAUCUACGCUGUAUUGGAAGUUUGUCUAUGCCUGUUUGUGCGACAAAUUCCCACCAUGAACCCGGGAGCCGCCAAUACAGUACAAUUUCGUCAAGAUCUAAUAGCCAAAACUGCAUUAAGUUCGCAAUCCUUCUUCAACAAACUUGCCGAAGAUAAUGGUCGUUUGGUGGCCAGUGCUCUGGAAUGUGUAGGGGAACUUACCCAGCUAUGUUCUCCCAAAGGAGCCCUAGCAAUACUCCCCACAAUUUUAUAUAUGACCACAUCAAUUAUCAAAGAGAUUGCCAACAAAUCCGUAAUCGAUUCAACAAUUUUGGCCAACACAGUAGCAAUUCAGGCGGCCCUACACACCCUAGAAGCAAUAUGUAAAGAUAAAUGGUCCACCCAUUCCAGCGUGGCCAGUGAAUGGCAAGAGCUGCUACAAAGUUCUUUGGCCACAAUUGUAGAUCUGACCAAAACGGCCGGUGGUGAUAACGAUGAUCGUAAAAUGGACGAAGUUACAAUGUUGCGAGCUAUUGCCGUUUUCAUACUGCACACCCCGGACACGGUGGUCUCCACACCCUCCCUACAAUAUCCUUGCAUUAAUCAUUUCCGCCAGUAUUUACAAUCGGAUAAUAUGUCGGUCAAAUUGAAAUGUAUACAAUCGGCACGUCUGAUAUUUUCCAAUUCGGAAUUGAAAGUUUCCACACCCUAUAUACAUGCCUUGGCGCCACGCAUCAUCGAGGGUCUCUACGUGGAGACAGCCAAACAGCCACGCACAGAAAUGGAAUUACAAAUUAUCCUCGAGAGUAUAAUAACGGUGGAAGCUCUUAUACAAUUGGCUGAACCACAAAAUCGAAUACAAAUGUUAACAUUGUUGGUACCGGUGCUAAUCAAUUACUUGGCCGAACCUUCAAAGCUACGCAAUUUACCCAAAUAUCAACGUCAAUUACACGAACAGUCUUUGCAGUGGUUGAUGAAAAUUGGCCCCAAAUAUCCCCAGGAAUUUAAAUCGCUAAUGAGUCAGUCACCGGAACUACGGCAAAAGCUGGAAGCUGCCGUUCGUUGUCAACAACAAACUGCCGCAAUUGCCAGCCGGGUGCAACAACAAACGGCACAGGCUCGUAGUGGUCUUGAGAAACAACAGAAACCAACAAUAAAACUGAAAACAGAUUUUAGCAACUUUCAAUAA